AUGAUUUCAAGAUCAAUUAUAAGAAACUCCAGAAAUUUACUCAAGUCAAACUCCAUUGUCAGGCUGUCGAUACCGGCACUUUCACACUUGACACCAUCAAUCACUAGCACUACUGCUACUACUACUACUACUGCUGCUUCUACCGCCACCAGCGCUAUACCCUCCACCAACACUAUAUUCAAGAGAUCGUACCAUGAAAAAGUCAUUGACCAUUACGAAAACCCAAGAAACGUUGGUACUUUGAACAAGAAUGACAAUGACGUGGGUACCGGUUUAGUUGGUGCUCCAGCCUGUGGUGAUGUCAUGAGAUUACAAAUCAAGGUUGAUGAAAAGACUGGUAAAAUUGAAGAUGUCAAGUUUAAGACUUUUGGCUGUGGUUCAGCAAUUGCCAGUAGUUCAUAUGCCACAGAAUUAGUCAAGGGCAAAACUUUGGACGAAGCAUUGGCCAUCAAAAACACGUUUAUUGCUCAAGAAUUGUCUUUGCCACCAGUCAAGUUGCAUUGCUCUAUGUUGGCUGAAGAUGCCAUCAAAUCGGCUGUCAAGGACUACAGAUCAAAGAGAUUGGUGAAGAAGCCAACUUUGGGUCCAGAAGCCACUACUGCUGAACCUGCCACUGCCACUGCUUAA
Molecule: messenger RNA, 627 nt
Organism: Lodderomyces theae
Lineage: Eukaryota; Fungi; Ascomycota; Pichiomycetes; Serinales; Debaryomycetaceae
Gene: ISU1
Product: iron-binding protein
Exons: 1
Coding region: 1-627 (208 amino acids)
Biological process (GO): intracellular iron ion homeostasis; iron-sulfur cluster assembly
Cellular component (GO): mitochondrial matrix; cytoplasm
Molecular function (GO): 2 iron, 2 sulfur cluster binding; ferrous iron binding
Source: RefSeq, a predicted model, not a curated record